AGCAGGGUUUUCCUCUUCCUCCCACUUGCUGCUGCCUCUCCCAUCCCUCCACCUCCUCCUGCCUGCCUCCAGCUCCUCAAGGGGAGCUGAGCUACGGGACAAGGGGAUGGCUUCCAACAGCAUCUUUGACUCCUUCACCACCUACUCCUCCACUUUCCUGCGUGACCCGAGCACCAGCAGGCGCUUCACACCCCCCUCCACGGCAUUCCCCUGCGGUAAGAUGGGAGAAAACAGCGGGGCGCUGGGGGCCGCUGCGCCGGGCGCCCGGGCGCGACCCGAGGUGCGCUCCGUCGUGGAUGUACUGGCCGACCACGCCGGAGAGCUGGUGCGCACCGACAGCCCCAACUUCUUGUGCUCCGUGCUGCCGUCCCACUGGAGGUGCAACAAGACGCUGCCCGUCGCCUUUAAGGUUGUAGCCCUCGGAGAUGUACCUGAUGGGACCGUGGUAACGGUGAUGGCAGGGAAUGAUGAGAACUACUCUGCAGAGCUCCGCAAUGCCUCCGCUGUGAUGAAAAACCAAGUAGCAAGAUUUAACGAUCUCAGAUUUGUUGGGAGAAGCGGCAGGGGAAAAAGCUUUACCCUGACGAUCACAGUGUUCACCAACCCCACCCAAGUCGCUACCUAUCACCGAGCCAUUAAAGUGACUGUAGACGGACCCCGGGAGCCACGAAGGCAUAGGCAAAAGCUGGAAGACCAAACCAAACCCUUUGCUGACCGCUACGGGGAGCUGGAACGGCUGCGCCAGUCCAUGAGAGUCACCCCGACGACACCCAGCCCUCGUGGAUCUCUCAGCACCCCAAGCCACUUCGGGUCACAGGCCCAGACUCCAAUACAAGGCACAUCAGAUCUGAGCCCCUUCUCAGACCCCCGGCAGUUUGACCGUUCCUUCCCGACGCUGCCAGCUCUCACCGAGACCAGGUUCUCCGACCCGCGGAUGCAUUACCCUGGUGCCAUGUCCGCUGCCUUCCCCUACACUGCAACGCCCUCUGCGACAGGCAUUGGGGGCAUCAGCAUGACCAGCAUGCCCACCACCACGCGCUUCCACCACACCUACCUACCGCCCCCCUACCCUGGCUCCACGCAGAACCAAAGCGGACCCUUCCAGGCCAACCCCUCUCCCUACCAUUUGUACUAUGGCACAUCUUCAGGCUCAUACCAGUUCUCCAUGGUGGCAGGUGGUGAGCGCUCACCCACCCGCAUGCUCUCUUCUUGUACAAGUGCUUCAGCAGGGAACAACUUAAUGAAUCCCAACCUGGGCAAUCAGAAUGAUGGGGUCGAUGCAGACGGGAGCCACAGUAACUCACCGACUACCAUGACAACUACAGGAAGGAUGGAUGAGUCGGUCUGGAGACCCUACUAGGAGGAACACAGCUGGGCACCCACCACUUUAACUUAAUUGGCCACCUUUACGUUACUCCUUUUGGUAGUGAAUGCAGCAAAAUGAGACCUAGGGAAAAGCUAAACCAAAGUCUCCCUAACCAAAAGCAAACCAGGAUCCUCUACAUGGAAGCAGGGCAAACGUCAAGCGAAGAUGAACCAGGACCUAUGUUACAUUUCAAGAUAAGCAUCCACAAGGCUUGAAUUUGUCGCUUGAUGUGGUUCCUUUCAUUUGUUUUUAAUAUGUGGAUUGUACAUAGGAAAGAAAAAAGAUGUGUGGAAUCAGAUAUUUGUUUAUUGCAGAACACUUCUCAGUCAUCUCACUCUCAUCCUCAUCCCCACACAAAGCAUUCAAAAGUUAAGAAAACCUUGUCCUUCUGCAAAAUGUUUCAGAGAAGAUAAAGGACCAGGAAAACAUCCAAACCAUCUCUCUGCCAAUGCAGAAAGGCUGAACUGAAAAAAAAAAAAAAAAAAAAAAGAAGAAGAAAAAAACCUUUGUCUCUCUCAGUCCCUCCCGACCAGUUUAAGGCUCCUGACUACCAAAGAUCCGUGGGACGACGCCAGAGCCACAUGCCGCACGUGAGAGUCUGGUUUACAGCACAACCAUGGGUUCUCAGGAAUGCACAGAAGCUGUGCAUUCCUUGUGGGUCAGACGGCAUCAGCCAUGUGAACAAGAGCUGUGAUGUGAUUAUUAUUAUUCUUUGUUGACGACAGAGGUUGUAUUGUUCAUUUUUGUCAUUGUCGUCAUUUUUAAAACAGUAACGUGGCUGAUCCUGUGCCUGACAGACCCUCGCCUUUCCUGUAUGUUUACAUAUGAGAUGUACUUUUUAUGAGAUGUGUUUUGUUUUGUUUGCUCUUUUGUCCUGACCUCACCAUUCAAUUCUUUGCCCCUCUUUAGCAAAUCUCAGUGUCUGAAGCAAAGGCAGAGUUCAGGACAAUCCAAGGUGUGUGAGAUGCACUUCCAAGCAAGCAUGUUACCUGCAGAAUGACUCAGAAACCUUUGGCAUGACCCUGCCACCGGUCUCUGGGUCUUCCUUUCAUUCUCUCUGAGUGGCUACACAUACAGCUGGUGGCAAAAGCAUAUUUCUGUUGUGAUUCUUUCCUGUGUUUUCACCCAAAGUGGAUUGACAAAUGGUGACUUUUUCUUAUUUAGAAACAACUUAAACUUGUCAGUUCAUGCUGAAAGCUCCAACUGAGAUUUGGAGAAAGAAGCAGUUUCUACGCAGUCCCCUUGGUGGUGGGAAGAUUGUGAAUCAAUGUUACCUGUCAUUUUCCAAGCACUUACCCUCCUUUCCAUUCUCUCAAGUGACCCAGAGCACUGAUAUCUUGCUGUAGAUGAAUAAGCUGAAGAGCAGGCCCUUAAAGCUACCACUGGCACACUGUUAGCUAGUUGGAUUGUGUGGCAUCUUGUGGAACCAGGUCCCUCAGGCGCCAUGCAGACACGGCCUCAUAGCUGGUACCAACGAGGCUGUGACCUGAAUGAGACUGCACCAGCUGGCAGCAGGCAGCUGGAGAGGUGGUGGGGCUUCCCCACGCCAACUUAGUGGCCUGGGCCCAACGCACACCGCAGGGUUAAGCCACCUUCCACCAGCCGGCCAUGCUUUCUGCUGGUGUGCAAAUUGGGGCUGGGUUCUGGACUCCACGUGCCACAGGGCUGGGAUCCCAGGGAGUGUGGCGGGGUGAGCCCACAGCUGCAGUGCCGCUGCAUCCCACUGCCCUGCAGCAAGGGGAUAGGACAGCCCCCAGACUCCACCGCUACCAGCAGCCUGCACCAAGUCUUAUUUUUUCCAUGUGUAGGAAAAUUUAAACCCUCCAGCUCACAUCCCAGUCCCUUCUGUCUAUUUUAUGCCAUUAUACCUAUCACCAAAUCUCAGUUGUAUCUUGUCAGCAGUCAGUUGAGAUACAGUAUAUUGUAAUAUUGUAAUUGCAUUACCAUGUAAAGACUGGAGCAAGACAUCCUUGCUUAGUUGGAAAGCUGCGAUGACCACUCGUGAGUUAAACAAGCAACAAGAGGAAUAACUCUUCUAAACAGAAAAUUUUAAAAGCCAUAUCCCAUCAAAACUGCAACAUUUACUUCCUUAGCAACAGGGAGUACCUCUCUGGUGCUUGCCAGCUGUAGAAACUGGACCGCAGCAGCAGCCUGUGUUUUGAUGCAUUUAUGUUUAUCAUCCAACCACGCCACUGAUUGAAAGCACAAAGAAAACAAGGCAUUCGUAGUACUAGGUUAAUUUAAGACUGUUCAUAAUGAUUUUUUUUUUAAUGGCAACAAUGUUAUUUUAUGACAUAUUGUCAUAUGAAGGUGUAAAUAUAUGCACCUUUAUUGUAUGCAAAUGGUCACAAGGCAGGCCAAUGUUUUUUGCUUUGCACUAUAAUUUGCUUUUUUUAAAAAAUGCACAAUUGCUUGUACAGUAAAACCCCUUUGUCUGGCUCAAAGAAUAUUUAACUAUAAAAUCUAAUUUUUGGUCUUAUUUGUUAUAAUAAUAUAAUUCUUAAAUGUGUUGAAGGAUCCAAUUCUUAAUAAUGCUUCUAAUACUUGUAUGUGCAGGGUAAAAUGACAACAACCAACUAAGGAGUUGAGAACAGAGACAUUUGAAGAUAAAGAAAGCUAAAGUUGUUGUUUUUUUUUAAUGGUGUAUUACAAUGGACAUUAAAAAAAAAUGCUAGUGAUACCAAAUAAUGUGGUUAUUUGUGUAAUAUACCAGCCCUACUUGAAGGUAAUGCCCUACAUUUAACAUAUAGCCCAUCUUUUUAACCUGUAGCACUUGUCACUGGGGUGGGGGGUUGUGGGGAGGGAGGGAGAGGAUGGGGAGGGUCUGCUCCUGUUGAAGUCGUUUGAAGAAGCUCUGGCUGGCGACAUCUCUGCCAUGCCAGUGUCCAUGAGAGCAGUCGGGCUCCUUUUUGUCAGCCGGGCUUGUGAACGGGUGGGACUGAGUUGGUACGAAGCCACAGCACAGUGGUCAGUUCUGCUUUUCUAUUAUUGGUGUCGAUGUUCUUAUCCAAUGUACAUGAUUAUAUUGUCAGGCCUUCGUGUAAUUUUAAUGACUUUCCAUGUGGAAUAAUAAACAUACGGUUACAAGUC
Oxyura jamaicensis (ruddy duck) is the source of this 4456-nucleotide messenger RNA. RefSeq names its product RUNX family transcription factor 3 (gene RUNX3). The transcript has 6 exons. NCBI's taxonomy places the organism in Eukaryota, Metazoa, Chordata, Aves, Anseriformes, Anatidae. Gene Ontology annotation, biological process: hemopoiesis; neuron differentiation; regulation of transcription by RNA polymerase II. Gene Ontology annotation, molecular function: DNA-binding transcription factor activity, RNA polymerase II-specific; RNA polymerase II cis-regulatory region sequence-specific DNA binding; ATP binding. The record is from RefSeq and is a predicted model, not a curated record. The coding region runs from base 107 to 1360 and encodes 417 amino acids. Gene Ontology annotation, cellular component: nucleus.